GGGAGUAAUUUUAACUCCACCGUAGGAGUUGAAAUAACUCCCGUUUGAGGAGUAGAAAUAAUGGAGUAUAUUUCACUCGAAAACCAGAGUUAAAUCUACUCCACUUCAGUUCAUAUUUAAACGUUUACUCCACUAGGAGUAAAUAUUACUCCACUGUAGGAAUAAAAUAUACUCCAGUAAAGGAGUACAAAUAUUGGAAUACUUUUUACUCCUUUAUUUUUACUCCAGGAGUAAAUUUAACUCCAGUUUUGCUACUCUGGGAGUUAAUUCAACUCUCAUAAAGGAGUAAAAUGUACUCUUGAAAAGGGAUACACAUAUUAGAGUAAUUAUUGUAUAAUUUACUCCUAUAUUUUCACUCCAAAAAAGGAGUAAAUCUACGAGAGUAAAUAAUUUAUUUUUGGGAGUCAAAACAACUCUAGUCAAAAUAUCUCGAAAAGAUACAACCUGUUUGUAUGUUCUGGGACAACCAUCGAGACCACAAACCACAUGGAAACUUGGGUCAUUUGAAUGGCUUCUACGUAGGUGAUCUAGGAGUUCCGUUAAAGACACAGUGAGGUAACCAACACACAUGCUACAACGAUAAACCAUUUUUCAUUGGUCGGAUAAAAAUAAAACUACAUUAUUGGUUUUGUAAAGGACAUUUUUACACUUUUGCAAUAUAUUUUUAUAAAAAAUAUACCAUGUUUCUUCAUAAACUUCAUAAACAGUGUUUCCACGCAAAUUUUCCUUCUAUAUUCUCAAACUUCUGCAUUUUCCUUGCUACGUCAUCAUUGCAAGAUAUUGGUCAUCCAAUCAUGUGCUUCUUUGACGAUCACGUGACAAUGCUAAUAAGAAUAGCGCGCGUCGGUUUCAAAAUUCUUUUCUCCCUCGUGCUCGCGAAAGAUCCUAAGUCUUGAAAUUAUCAUUUUAAAAUACUGUAUUUAUACUGUGUAAAGCAUAUUUCAGAGACCAGAUACAGAGAAUGGACUCAUUUUUAGAGGUACUGCAAAGAUUAUUUUAUUUAAAUGGGGAAGGAUUGGUGGCAAGAGAAUAAAAAAGAUGCCAAGCCACUCGACCGCGCGUCUACGAUCUUGAAUUUAUGCAUGAAUUUCUUAAUAGUUUUCUUAAUUCAACGACAUUUUAUUCGUUUUAGGAGACAUCAAUGGGCCUAGAAUUGUCGGAGUUUUUGUUGAGUGCCGGAGUCAGCCAACAGGUACUGGACAAACUAACAGAAGACGAGCUCAAUACAGUUGAGUUGCUUGAAGGAGUUAGUGAUGUCUUGCUGAAAGAAUUGGGUAUCAAAGGAGGGCAGAUUGUGAAAUUAAGGAUUGCUAUCCAAAAAUAUAAAAAUCAGGUUGAUCCUGGAAGCUGCUAUGAUGCAGAGAACUAAGGAGGCUAAGAAAAGAGUGGCAAUAAACAAAUUUCUUCAGCAACUGGAAUGACAUUUACACAUGAAUAAGCCAUUGUAUAUAGAUUCCUUGUUUGGAUUUUUGGUGACUAUCUUAACCAUUGAGGAUAAAAGACAUCUGUGGUUUCAUUUCAAUAAAAUUCAUAUCAAUAGUAAUUAAGAAUCUGGAUUCAUUUUCACUGUGUUAACUAUGUUCCAAAUUGAAUGAUGUCUUUGCUUUGCUAUUGAAUGGGAAGAAAAAGUUUUCCAAUGGCGGAUCCUGUAGAUGAAAUUGGACAAGCCGUUCAUGGCGUUGCCCGUGAGGCAUUCCAUGCUACAAUUUCUGGCGGUACAUAUAAGAUAACUAUCGACGCCGAUAGAGCUGUUGUUAAAGACAUAUUACUCGCAGCGUCCGCAGUGACAGUCUCACUAGGAGCAAUAUAUGCAGGUUAUAAAUUAAUUGCACAAAAAAUGGACGGGGCUGUUGAUAAGGGCCUUGGCGGUAAAAGAGAUGACCAAAAUGUUCGGGACAUCAAACCGAAGUGUCUACACGUCAUCCUGCAUUGUUUUACGGACAAAAGAUUUCUGGAGGUUUUAGAAGAUUUUAAAUCCGGAGGAAUGAAAGAACGCUUGAGGAGGGAAUUUUUUAAUAUUGGAAUUGAAACAGAGGGAUUGACGGUUGAAAUUGAGAAUAUGGAAGAAGUAGAAAAAAGAGCAGCGGAUAUAAAAAAGAGUAACAUUGGAAAGGAUGAUGGAAGUCAUGGACAACGAGACAAUGCAAGUGACUUGAAUUUUGAAAAAUUAGAAUGUUCCAGUGAUCCACUAAGAGAAUAUGAUGAAAAAAGUGGGAUUUUCAAUUUAAAGAUCAAUUUGAUGGAUCCAAUAAAAAGCAAAGCUAAUUAUUCCCGGGUCUGUCAACUGUUGGUAGAUAAAGGAGGAGAUGCUUUGAGACUUGCUCUACAUUCGGUGCAUCCACCUUCCACCUUGUCCUCCGCAUUGAAUGCAAACAAGAAGACCCUGCAGAGAAUGCGAUACAAUAUAAUUAAAGCCCCGCAAUGGGAUCUACUCUUCCCAAUAUCUGGUACACCAGAUUCAAACAACUUCGAUAUCACCUUACUGACUGUCCUACUUCGAAAUAUUUGUGGAUUGUCUCCACCAGCCACUGGGUGGAAUGUUAUGCCUCCAGUUAGUGAUACAUCUAUAUCAGCAAACAUUUUGAGAGUCAAAAUGUUCAGGAAUGAAGUGUAUGGUCAUAUUUCAACCGCAAGUUUGGACGACACAACGUUUGAACCGUUGGUCAACUUGGGAAUUCCUCAAACUGAUAUUGAUGAGUUGAAAGUGGCUCCUCUCAGCCCUGAAGAAAAAAGUUAUAUUGACAGAUUAAAAGAAUGGAAACAACAAGACGAUGACUUGAAAUCAGAAUUAAGUGAUGUUAAAACAGAAUUAGGUGAUGUUAAAACAGAAGUAGGUGAUGUUAAAAGUGAAGUAGUCAAGCUAAGAAAAACUGUAGAUGAGAAUGUUCAUCACUCGACUCUUGAAUGCAAACAACGAGACGAUGACUUGAAAUCAGAAUUAAGUGAUGUUAAAACAGAAUUAGGUGAUGUUAAAACAGAAGUAGGUGAUGUAAAAAGUGAAGUAGUCAAGCUAAGAAAAACAGAAGAUGAGAAUGCUCAUCACUCAACUGUCGAGAAACUUGCUAAAUUUGACUUUACUGGAAAGAUUGAUGACCUUUGUAAAAAAUUUCAUGAAAGCACUAGAAAAUAAACUCUCAAGUUGGUUUGUGAGUAAAGAAACCAGGGUUAUGAUCCUAACUGCAGGUCCAGGCGCUGGAAAAAGUGUUUUGUGUGGAAAGAUCUCUGAGCUGUAUAGAGAACGUGGCCAACUUGCAGCUCACCAUUUCUGCGACUUUCGAAAUUCUGAUUACAGCAAUCCUCACAGAAUCCUCCAGUCCCUUGCCAGCCAAAUGUGUGAUAAUGUUGAUGGAUUCCGUGAUAAACUAACCGAAAUCCUUCGUCGUGAACAUUCUCGGGACUCGUUGUCAGACGCAUUUCGUGUUCUUUUACACGAUCCACUACACUCUCUUCGCAGAAAUGAUCCAAUGUUGAUCAUUGUUGAUGCCUUGGACGAGAGCAAAACUGAUAUGAAGAGUGAAUUUUUAGAGUUGAUAUCUGAGAAAUUUUGUGAACUGCCUGAUUGGAUUAAGAUAUUCAUUUCGAGCAGACCGGAGCUACAAGUACGGAAGGUUCUUCAACAUUUACAGCCGUUUGAAAUCAGUCCUGAUGAUGAAGAUCACGAUCAAGAUAUUGAGCUUUUCAUUCGUGGUGACUUACCUAAUCUUGAUGAUGAUAGCAUAUGGUCAGUUGUUUCGAAGUGUGAGGGGUCGUUUUUGUACGCUUAUCACUUAGUUCAUGAAUUAAGAGAAAAGGGCUUGGGAAUUGAACCCGACUUAAGUGAUUUCAUCCCCAAUGGUAUUGCCGGAUAUUACGAAAAACAGUUCAAACGUUUGAAAAGCCGCCUCCAACGUUUAAAGCAAGAUACCUUUUCUUCUAUCUUAAAAAGUUUUAUCAAUGUUAUUGCCGCCGCAUUCGUGCCUCUCCCACUGAAAAUUCUUUUUACAUGCAUGGGUCUGCCCUGGAAAGAAUUUGAAAUACGCACGGCGAUUAUUGACAUUAUGUCAGAAAUUCUUCCAGUUUAUGAUGGUUGCCUGACUCUUUAUCAUAAGUCAUUAUGGGAUUGGAUGACGUUGAAUGGGUUUGAGGAACAUGCGUUUGUUGCAGAUGUUAAAGACGGAGAUAGACGUCUUUGGCGUGCUUGUGAGAAGCAAUUCUGUGAGAUAGAAUCUUUGAAGUGUAUUUUAGAAUUUCAAAUUUCACCCGAGAAUAAAUACGCUUUAGAAAAUGGUGUGAAAUAUUUGAUGAAAACAGGUAAAGUGGAGGAAUUCCGCUGGUUGGUGCAUGUUCGGGUAAACUAUUUAAGACUAAAAUUUUGCGAUGGCACCACCGAUAUUGAUUUGAACCUAAUCCUUGACACGUAUGGUAGUGAUCUUUCCAAAGAUAUUUAUUACGCCAUAAUUCAACUGCAUUGUUUCUUAAAAAAGUUAAGAAUAGUUAAUACCAUGGUAGAAAGCCCUCCAGCAUAUUGUGACGAUUAUUUGAAAGAUCUUGCAAACGGAUACUUUGAUUUUUCACAAAAUAAUUUCUGUCCUAAAAAUGUUGCUAGAAAUAUCUUGGAUACAAUAAAUGAGAUUUGGAUAGAACGUGUGACAAACGAAGAGAAUAAUAAUUUAAAUCAUGUCUCCUGUGCCUUGUUAGUUGAUUCAGUUACCAGUUCUCUGUCACCGGACAAUACGAUGUUUGCCCUCUUUAAUACUUCAACAUGGACAGUGCAAGUGCUUAAAAUACCAAGCCUCGCGACUCUUUUCAAAAUACAAGUAGAUGAGACACACCGUGAUAUAUAUGACUUCAUUGCCUUUUCUCCUGAUUCCUCCUAUUUGUUAUGCAAUUCAAUUCGGUCAUGCGUCCUUGUUAAAGAACAAAAGGAAGUACCCUUCAUUGCACACGGCCCCAAAGACAUUUGGAGUUGUUCGUUUUCUUCAUGUGGAACUAAACUUGCUACACUUGGGCGGGCAUUCAUCCAAGUGUGGGAUGUAAUGCGGAAAACCCUAUUAGCAGAAGUUGACAAUGACUGUUGGAGAGUUGGGACUUAUUGUUUGUUUAGUUUGUGUGGCUCCUACAUUCUCCUUUUGAAUGAGUAUCACGCCUCAUCAAUGUGUGAGAAUGUCUUGGGCUCUGAGAAUUUGGAAGAAGUGUAUAUUGAAAAGAAUUCUUUUGCGCCGUGUUUGUCAAGUAAAGAUUCGAUUCAGAUUUGUUCACCAAAUAGAUUGGUUUUUGGCAAACCAUCCGGUAGGAUUAGCUUUCAUCAUGUUUGUCUGCCAUCUGGUGGGGUGGUCCUCCUUUCUAGUAAAAAAUGUUCAAAAACCUUUUUAUGGAAGGGAAAAAAGUGUGUAGCGUUUAGCGAUUACUCCUCCGAAGGUGUUGUAACUCUGAUAAUAUACGAUUUUGUAAACCAAAAGAUGGUUGACGUUUUUCAGAUUGAUUGUUUGCCUGUUGGGUGUGAUUUCGAUAUUUCAAAACUAGAAGGGACGAAAUUCUUUCUAAGUUUGUAUCCAAACUUAGUAUUCAUUAUAUCUCUGGAAUCUCCUGAUGCUUCUUUUGUCGAUUACAGCGAAAUAGAUUACUGUGCAUUAUCUCCGGAAAACUUGUAUGUAGCGUGUUGUUUUGAAAAUUGCAUUCUUUCAAUAAGAAGUAUCGACGGUGGGGAAACAUUGCAAACUGUUGCACUGAAACAACGAGCAGUGGCGUGUUGGUGGUCUGAGUCGUAUCUUUGGUUGGUCUGUGAAGGCGUGGUUGUUAAAUAUCCUUAUGAACCUUUGAAUUCAAAUAUCUUAGGAAAUCAAACUGAAGAAUCUAUUUUAAAUUUUAGUCGUGUUGUUAAGUUUACAAAAGGUGUUCUUGUAAUUAGCACUAAUGGAAGAAUUUCUAUUUUGAAAAUUUGUGGUGAAAAUCUCAGUCUUCAAGAAAUACCUUCUUGGAAUUUUGAAAAGUUUGAAAAGUUCACUUCUGUCGCAAUAAGUUAUGAUGGGUGUGCUGUUAUGUUACAUUGCAGUUGCAGGAAAAUUUAUGAAUUGUGGGAAAUAGAAUGUGGCAACAGAUGGCUUGUACGUUCAACGGGAGAGUUGAAUGAAUCAGUUGAAUGGUUCUGUUUAACUGGUACUAAUAUGACUCGUAGUUUAGUAUUAGUGUCAUCCGACAAUCUAUUAAUUACCUGUGAGAAUUUUGUUUUAAGUUCUAUUGCGUUUCCAAGAACUGGUAUAAGAAUUGCGCAUACUCUUCCUAUUGGAUCUUUUCGGAAGGCUUUUUACAUGGAUGCCGAAAUUGUAGGUCUUUUCAGUAGUGGUAUGAUGCAUUUUGUUAAUGUGUCCGAAGGCAGAAUCAUAUCCUCUGCAUUUGCACCUUUUGGUUCUCCCAAUGAAUAUUUUCAUUUUUUCCUCCCAUCGACUUGUUCCUUUCUAUACGUCGGGAUAAAUUGUAACAAACAUUUUAAAAUUCAUAAUAUUGAAAAGUAUUUAGCGCUUCCUUUGCGUAAUGAUCCUGGAAAAUGCGACUUUUUGUCUUAGAUGAGGAAAGAUCACGAAUCAUUAAUUAAUGCUUAAAAAUAUUAAUUGAUAGAAAAUGUUAAGGUAGAUAAGUAUUGCCAAUUAAACUUACAGAUAAUACCCCACAACUUAAUUUGAAUAAACGACGUAAUAUUAGGGACAAACCAUAAGAUGUGUCAAAUGUUUGAACUGUGCCGAUUUUGUUAAAAGAAAUAAAAAAAUCCAUUUUUGACUAAAUCUUGUAUCGUCUUUAUAGCAUAAGAGUCGAUUGAUUCAAAUAUUUGCUACGAAGAUACUUGUGGUAAGCGUGCAAAUAUACAGCUAAUUCAAGAAACGGUUUCCAUACACAUACAUGUGACGUCGCCAGCUCGUUAGGUCGGCUGGGGGAUACUCGUGUAUUUAUGUUCUACAUAUAGUCCUAACACAAAUCGAUUGUUCUAGCGGUCAGUGAACAUACAUGGAUAUAUAAAUGUGCUCCUUAAUAAUGCUGGUACGUCACUGGUCAUACAAAAAUCAAAACGGAAAUUAACCAAAACAAUUUCUUUCCGAUUGUUUCAUGGAAAAUUAUAUGUGCACGCGUAAAUAAGUCUGCGUAUGCACAACAUACCUGGACCAUGAAUAUUUGCAUACCUAUAACGAAAUAUUCUGAUGUUUAAAGUUUUAACUUCCUGGGCACUUCUUUUUCUUCCUGAGUUGGCUGUUUACCGCGAUCUCUUGCAUAUAUAAUUUGGUUUACUCUGAGAAAUGUCGUAAAAAUUGAAAUGAUCGUUAUCUGAGCAAAUACUUUUCUUAGCAUUGGAUAAUUAAGGGCAAUAUAUUCAUCAAUUAAAAACCUUAAUUUUAGGUCAUCUGAUGUCAUUACUAUAGUUAAUCUCACGCGUAAGACCCAAUUACACUAUACGGUUUCGCUAAUGAAUACAGACAAAUAUUCUAGCUGCUAAAAGGCUGUGAGUAUUUAUGUCUGAUCUAAAAAAAUCUACUAAAUCUAUCAAACCAAUGAGCUUCUACUACCAACCAUUUCUUGUUAACGGAAACGAAAUUCUCGUGACCAGCUAAUCCUGUGUCGUGUAAUGUGGGCCUUAGUCACAGAUAAAAUUACUGUUACUUGUAUAUCUAAGAUUAUUUCAAGAUAAUUGGAAAUUUGAUU
This is a messenger RNA of Dendronephthya gigantea, 7668 nucleotides long. Its product is annotated as E3 ubiquitin-protein ligase DZIP3-like. The record is from RefSeq and is a predicted model, not a curated record. The transcript has 8 exons. NCBI's taxonomy places the organism in Eukaryota, Metazoa, Cnidaria, Anthozoa, Malacalcyonacea, Nephtheidae. Bases 1616 to 3130 code for a protein of 504 amino acids.